CUCCUCUUCGUUUGCUACUGUUCCCCGUUCCCUUCUUCCCUCUCUCUGCAACUGCAAAGGAUUAGCCCGAGUGUUAGAAAGGGAGCAAGAGGCAAUGGCCCAACAGGAGAGCUGUAUCAGAGUGACAAGGGCGGCCUCCAAGAAGCGGGUUGCCCAGUCGGCGGGGUUAACGGAGGAGAGAGUGGUGACCAAGAAAAGAGUUGUUUUGGGGGAGCUUUCCAACUUGUCCAACGUCGUUGUUUCGGGGAUUAAUGUUCAGAGGAAGGAAAACCAGAAGAAGCAUCAUCAAGGGAAGCUCAAGGCAAAGACGAGAGUGGUAAAGCCGGCUUUAAAGGUGAGCAAAAAAGAAUCUGAACAUGAUAAACCGGCGGAUAUUGAUGCUAAAUCUGAAGAUCCACAAAUGUGUGGCCAUUACGUGUCUGAUAUAUACGAAUAUCUUCGCCAAAUGGAGGUGGAUCCGAAGAAAAGGCCAUUACCUGAUUACAUUGAGAAUGUGCAGAAGGAUGUUAGUACAAAUAUGAGAGGGAUUUUGGUGGACUGGUUGGUGGAAGUUGCAGAGGAAUACAAGCUCCUUUCAGAUACUCUAUAUAUAGCGGUCUCCUACAUUGAUAGAUACCUAUCUUUAAAUGCCCUCAAUAGGCAAAAGCUUCAACUUCUGGGUGUAUCUUCGAUGCUGAUUGCAUCAAAGUAUGAGGAAAUCAAUCCUCCAAAUGUGGAAGACUUUUGCUAUAUAACAGACAAUACUUACAGGAAAGAAGAGGUGGUCAAAAUGGAGGCAGAUAUACUCAAGGCAUUGAAGUUUGAAUUGGGGAAUCCAACUGUUAAAACAUUUUUGAGGAGAUUUACCAGAGAUGCACAAGAGGAUUACAAAGCUUCCAGCUUGCAGCUAGAGUUCCUUGGAUGUUACCUUGCGGAGUUGAGUUUGUUGGAAUAUGGGUGUGUAAAGUUUCUACCUUCAAGGGUUGCUGCUUCUGUUUUGUUUCUUGCAAGUUUCAUAAUUCAACCUAAGAGACAUCCUUGGAGCUCCGCCAUGCAAGAGUACUCAGGCUACAAAGCCUCUGAUCUAAAAGAAUGUGUCCUUAUCAUGCAUGACUGGCAUUUGAGUAGAAGAGGAGGUGCACUUCAAGCAGUUAGAGAGAAAUACAAGCAACAUAAGUUCAAAUGUGUGGCAACAAUGCCGGCAUGUCCAGAGAUUCCAGAUUCUUAUUUUGAAGAUGUUGAAGCUGUGAAAGUUGAUAUAUGUGAUCUCUGAUGUGUAAUUUCUAUAAGUCAACUUCUGGGAGAAGGCCUGAAUGUGGGUGAAAUGAAUAUUUGAGCAUCAAAAGA
Hibiscus syriacus is the source of this 1326-nucleotide messenger RNA. Its product is annotated as putative cyclin-A3-1. The transcript has 8 exons. The record is from RefSeq and is a predicted model, not a curated record. Gene Ontology annotation, biological process: mitotic cell cycle phase transition; regulation of cyclin-dependent protein serine/threonine kinase activity. The coding region runs from base 95 to 1252 and encodes 385 amino acids. Lineage: Eukaryota; Viridiplantae; Streptophyta; Magnoliopsida; Malvales; Malvaceae. Gene Ontology annotation, cellular component: nucleus; cyclin-dependent protein kinase holoenzyme complex; cytoplasm. Gene Ontology annotation, molecular function: cyclin-dependent protein serine/threonine kinase regulator activity.